AUGUUGGUAGUAUGCAGCAUUGGCUGUCUUGUCGGUGCUGCGUCAUCCCUGGAUGGUGCAGUCAUCCCCCAAGCCGCGAAGUACCUCGGAGUCAGUCAAGUUACAGAGAGUUUUGGUGCCAUCAGCAGCUUUAUGCUGGGCUUUGGGCCUGGGGCAUUGAUCAGUGGUCCUUUUUCCGAAGUCCUUGGCAGAAACCAGGUCUAUCUGCCCUCCCUGACGUUAUUGUGUAUCUUCAUCACAGCAUCAGCUCUUGCACCUGAUAUCGGCAGUCAGAUCGUUUUCCGGUUCGUUGCGGGCGUUGUCGGAGCGGCACCUUCAGUGUGCGCAGGAGGAUCAAUUGCUGACAUGUUCACGGCAUUGGAGAAGACCUUCAUGUUUCCAUUCUUUAGCAUAUUCGGAUUCGGAGGAGCAGCGCUCGGUCCUGUGAUGGCUGCCUGGAUUCCGGAAUCACCCAUUCUUCAUUCUUGGCGCUGGGCAGAAUGGGUGACUCUCAUGUUCGCAGGAGCCGUCCUUUUCAUGACCUUCUUCUUUCAACCGGAGACUUACCCUCCUGUCUUGCUGAGCUGGAAGGCGAGGCAGUUACGUAAGAUCACGGGCGAUGAUCGAUAUUAUGCCGCGCACGAAAUUGAACACAUGACGUUGGUGACACGCCUGAGGACUGCUCUUCGCCGGCCAUUUAUCCUGGCACUACACGAGCCGAUAAUUCAGCUUGUCUCACUCUAUCUGUGUCUGGUCUAUAUCAUCCUUUUCACAUUCCUCAAUGGGUACGACUUUAUCUUUCGCCUGACAUACGAGAUUUCCCAGGGGUUGACGAAUACAAUCUUUCUCGGGAUAUUCAUUGGCGUCUGUGCCGCAUUCGGAUGCGUCCCAUGGAUUUACAAACUGACACUCAAUGUUCAACGUAAGGCAGAGGCCGAUGGCAAGACGCAAUUCGAUCCUGAGGUUUGA
Cladophialophora bantiana CBS 173.52 is the source of this 948-nucleotide messenger RNA. RefSeq lists its product as uncharacterized. The coding region runs from base 1 to 948 and encodes 315 amino acids. The transcript has a single exon. Lineage: Eukaryota; Fungi; Ascomycota; Eurotiomycetes; Chaetothyriales; Herpotrichiellaceae. Gene Ontology annotation, biological process: transmembrane transport. Gene Ontology annotation, molecular function: transmembrane transporter activity. The record is from RefSeq and is a predicted model, not a curated record.